Molecule: messenger RNA, 2025 nt
Organism: Nerophis lumbriciformis (worm pipefish)
Lineage: Eukaryota; Metazoa; Chordata; Actinopteri; Syngnathiformes; Syngnathidae
Source: RefSeq, a predicted model, not a curated record
AUGUCCAGCCGGGCUUUACGGAGGUUAAAAGGGAAACAGCGGGGUCAAGAAGCGGUUGUCGUCGAGGAGCUAACUUCGCCACAUGGCCCCGAUGAGCUUGCUGAAAGCGAGGAAGAGCAGCUGGACACGGCCGCUGUCGACUCAGCGUUACGUCCAAAUGGCAGUAAUCGAAAGUCAAAGAAAAACAAGGAUCGUAAAGACAUAUGUGCCAUUUUGGAGAUGCUAAGUGAUGCAGAAAAAGUCUCCGCCGAAGAGGAGCCAGAACAACUCAAUGUAAACAAAACAAGUGACAAGGUAAAAAUUUACCAAAAUGAAAAUGGUAAUUAUGGGCUGACUGAACCUUUGGCUAGUGUUAAGAAAAAGAAGAAAAAGAAGACAAAAGUUAAAGCCGAAAAUGGACAGGAACCAAAAGCACCAGAUGACAACAUUGAUUUAUUGCUGGAAAAUUUAGAGCACUCAAAUGGUUUGACAUUGCAAAAUGACUGUAGUGGCUGUGACAGAAGACCUGUCUUGCAUGUGGAGCACAGGAAUCUGAACCCUGAGACUGAGCUGAAGAAAUAUUUUGGGGCUCGAGCAGUUUUGGGGGAUCAAAGACCGCGACAGCGAAAUAGACAGUUUCAUCGCAGCACAUGGAUGACCAGCCCAAAGGAAAGUUGGCCUCGAUUCAGCCGCCCAGGAAUCUCAAUGACCUUACUUGAGUCUAAAGAUGGCAUUCAGUACUUCACCUUUGAACAUAGUCGUGACUACCAACAAGUACAGUUCAAGUUCCUGGAUGCCGUUGAGUCUAUGGACCCAAACAACAUUGUGGCUUUGCUGCAACUGAAUCCCUACCACAUUGAUUCUUUGCUACAGCUUUCUGACGUCUGCCGUGUACAAGAGGAUCAGGAGAUGGCCAGAGACCUUAUUGAGAGGGCUUUGUACAGCUUUGAGUGCGCGUUCCACCCUGUAUUUAGUCUGACCUCUGGCACAUGCAGACUGGAUUAUCUCAGACCAGAAAACAGGGCAUUUUAUCUGACUCUUUUCAAGCACAUGAUGUUCCUUGAGAAGAGAGGAUGCCCCCGGACAGCUUUGGAGUACUGCAAAUUGAUCCUGAGUUUGGACCCAGAUUCUGACCCGCUUUGCAUGCUGCUGCUGAUGGACUUCCUAAUGCUCCGUUCCAGACAAUACGACUCUCUUAUUCAGCUUUAUGAGGACUGGGAGGAACACAGAAAUCUGUCCCAGCUGCCAAACUUCGCAUUCUCCACUGCACUCUGCCACUUCCAUCUCAGUCAGCAGGAGGAGAUGAAUCCCGAAGAAAGUGAUCAAGCAAAAGACAAAGCUGACAGAAUGCUACAGGAUGCGCUCAUCAUGUUUCCUGGAGUCUUGAUGCCUUUAUUGGACCUAUGCUCCGUGCAACCAGAUGCUACAGUCACCUCACAUGCAUUCUUUGGCCUAAGCAGUCAGAUUGGACAGCUGCCAGCUUUGGCUGAACUGACUGCCCUGUAUAUUGGGAGGAUGCACAGCCUUUGGAGGGAGGCAGCAGUAAUGUUAUGGUUGGAAGAGAGUGUGAAGGAGGUACUGUGUCGAAUUGAUGCAAAUGACCCACUGGUGGAGGAGUGCCGGAACAAGAGAAAGCAGAGAUAUCAGAGUGCUCCAUUAAACAUCCAUCGCCAUGUUCUACUCUCUGAAAUCAAAGAAGCCACAUCCAGUCUGCCUCUGGAGGUGACCACUCAGCCAGUGAUGGGAUUUGACCCACUCCCGCCAGUGGAUUCUGUGAUCUCUUACACCAGACCAGCAAGGCAGCGUGUUGGGGCUUCUAAUGAGAGCACAUUGUCGCUGUUUUUCCGCUCUUUGUUGCCCAACUUCAACCUGCAGGGUGGCCCAAGGCUGGAUGAGGGUGACUUGGAGGUGGCUCGUGCUGGACAAGAGCUAAACCAGGAAGUGAACCGUUUAAUGGUUGCAAUGAGAGACAUGCUGGCAAACAUUAGGUUUCAAGAGCCGCCGCGAGAGGACCAUCCUUUCAGAGAUGAAGAAGAAUGGGACUGA